GGCAACAAUAAAUUAAUUGCAACGCGUCAAUUCUUACAAAAAAACAUCUUAAUAAGUGCACAGUUUUAUUAUAUAAAAUUGAAAUGGCACGCCUAGUACUGUUAUUAAAUGGUAUUCUAACAUUCAUCGUCGCGACAGCUUAUUCUCCCGACGAAGAUGCAUUGAAAUCAUUAAACAACAUAAUGCCGGAACAUUAUAACAUCAAGCUUAUAUUAAAUGUUCAUGAAAAUACUUUCAUCAGCGAAUGCGAGAUUAACAUCACAAUUCUUGAAGCGACGCACAAAAUAAGCAUGUUUUCAGAAAAAAUAAUCAUAAAGCAAUCAAAAUUAAUAGUUCCACUGUCUAAUCAAAAUACAAUUGUGAUUUAUAAUAUAAUCGGACAUUUGUAUGAUAAGGAUAGGAAUAUGCUCAACAUUUAUUUUAAUGAAGAAUUAUCACCAGGACAUUACAUUCUGAAUAUAAGAUAUACUAGUUCUAUGUUUGAUGGAGGCUUUCAGCGAAUUAUCUACUUUAGCGAAGAGGAAAUAAUAUGGUUGUCUGCAACAUUUUUCCAGCCAAUAUGGGCUCGACGAUUGUUUCCGUGUUGGGACUCGUCAAAGACUACCUUCAGUAUUUCUAUACAACAUUCUGAAAGUUUUAAGGUUUUAUCAAACAUGCCGAUACGAGCAAUAUCCAUUCCCAGGAUUAACCAGAAUUUGAAUGAAGAUAUCAUGCAAUGGACAUAUUUCAAUAGCACUCCUGCAUUGUCUCCUUCUCUUAUAUCAAUUGUUGUAACUAAUUUUGUUCGCAAUUUUAUUCAUGAAGACGAUAUUGCUAGCAUAUGCUACAACAAACGAUCAAUAAGUUCUUUGCAAUUUGCACAGACGAUUAUUAAAAAUAUCACGUUAUACUUGGAACAAAAAUGGAAGCGUUUGCAACAAUUUCCAAAAGUAGAUUAUAUUAUAAUUCCGAAAUUUGAAGAGCGAAACAGUAGCAUGGUGAAUUUGGGAAUUAUUCUUUAUAAUGAAGCAGAUGUUGCGUACAAUGAGGAAAGCAACUCUAUUGGGUGCAAAUAUAAUGUGAUGCACGUAAUAGGAUAUGCAAUAAUACGAGAACGGUUUAAGAGUGUAGGCAAUCCAUUUUGGUGGCCUAACUCAUGGUUGAGUAAAGGUUUUACUAUGUUCUUUACAACGCAUACUCUCAAUCAGAGUUUGCCAAAUUCUCGCAUACUAGAUUUAUACGUAGUCCAAUUUCACCAUGAAUCCCUUCAUUUUGAUAUUGAUAAUAGGAUGUUGCCUCUUAUUUCUCAAGGCAAAACCGUCUCGGUUGAAAUGAUUAAUUACGUCAAAGCAUCCGUUAUACUUCGCAUGUUGCAACAUGCAUUUGGCAUAGAUACAUUUUGGCGAGGUAUCCAUUCAUAUUUAUAUAGGAAGAAGUAUCAUUUCGAUAAUUUCUGGGAAGCUCUAAAAAAUGUUUAUGAUGAAAUACAUCCAAGAUCAUGUGAUAUAAAAGAUAUGUUGUAUUAUUGGUCAAAGCAAAAGGGAUAUCCUGUGUUGAAUAUAUUACAUCAUGAUUCAGGCAGCAUAAAUAUAUCAAUAGAAAAUCUUGAUGGACCAAAUGAAAAUCGGUGGUUUCCUGUCAGCUAUACCACAGAGACAGAUUCAAAUUUUAAUAUUCCUGCGCCACUUCUUUGGUUGCAACCGCCAAAGAAACCGUUUAAAUAUCCAUAUAAUCACUAUUCUAUAUUGUCCUUGCCAUACAGAGAGGAUGGCUGGAUUAUAUUUAACAUACAGCAAACUGGAUAUUAUCGUAUCAACUACGAAGAUGAAAAUUGGAAAAAAAUUACUGUAUAUCUGAACAGUGAGAAUUAUCGAAAAAUACAUGUUUUGAAUCGUGCUCAAAUCAUCGACGACGCAUUUCAUUUUUUGCUAUUGAAUAAAUUAAAAGCUAAAAUAUUCUGGAAACUUGCAAAAUAUCUAUCGCGAGAGACAGAUUACAUAGCAUGGUAUCCUAUGUUUAAAGCCAUUCAAUACAUGUCAAAUUGCUUUUCAUUUCUAAGAGAAGGAGAAUAUUAUAUUAAAGUAGAAUUGAAUAAAAUGCUGAGUGGACUCCUUCAAAUUAUAAAAUACGAAGAAAAACCGGCGGAUGAUGAUUUUACUAAAGCUUUAAGGCAAGAAGCUGUGCAAUGGACAUGCUUACUGAAACUGUCUAAUUGCCUAAAAAUGGCCAACGAUCAAUUAAAACAACAUCUCGAAAUCUCCACAAAACUUUCGCCGUGGUGGAAGAAAUGGACUUAUUGUUAUGGUUUGCAGACAGCAGACAAUAUUACUUGGCACCAAAUGUUGAAUAAAAUAAAAGGAAAUAAUGCAAAAAUUAUGUAUUUUCUAACUUGCCCAAAUCAUCUAGUUGAGAUAAACAAUUAUAUAUUAACAUCUUAUACAAAAGAUGAUGCCGUUGAGCUUGAUUAUAAGUUUCCACAAUACAAUGUAUUUGAUAAUAAAUCAUCUAUAUCUUUCGAAGCAUAUAAUCGUACAAUAAUUCAAUAUGCAUUAAGACAUUUUGUUUUUACUAUUGCGAAUAGUACAGAGCAGCUUCAAACAUUCAGGAAUUUAUUAUAUGAUUUUGAAGAUAUAAUGCCCAAUCAAGUCACAAUGCCAGCAGCAUUAAUCAUUCUUAUUAAUAAUAUAUAUUCUAAGCAAAAACUUGAUAUGGUACUCAGUUUUUUCCAAAACUUCAAGAAAUAUCAAAUUUAUAAUAUAUACGAUAAGAUAAAAAAACGUGAGGAUCAACUUAAAAAUCGUGAAUUAUUGCUUCAAAUCGUAUCUAAGAAACGUAUAUUCGUAUAAUCGAUAAUAUAAUUACAAUUAAUAAUACUUCCAUAUAUUUUAUAUCUCUCAUUGUUAAAAUAUAAAUAUGAAACAAGCAAAUUACUGCGAUUAGUUUAUUGUUUCGCUUAUUUCGAUAUUUCGUAUAUUACUGUAUACUGCGUAUAUGUGAUACUGUAUAUGUUGAUAGAUUUUAAAAUUAAUGAUUAAUUGCGAAACGUAUUAUUGAUCGGUAAUAUUCAAGAUCGGUAAUAUUCAAGAGAGAAAAAAAGAGAGAGGGAGAAUAAUUCUAUAUAUUCUUCGCGACUAUUAUUGUCUGAAAGUAAAUUUUGUCAAUAAAAAUUUAUCACGAGUAUCUCUUAUAAAGCUGUUUCGGUAACAUUGCAUAUAUAUAUAUUAGAUAUUAUUACAUGCGAAUUGCAUUAUAUUUUGGUAAAUUUUUUUGCGAAUUCCGUGCUGAAAUUGUAAAUUCAAAGCAAUAAAUAUUGUAGAUGAAUAA
Molecule: messenger RNA, 3303 nt
Organism: Cataglyphis hispanica
Lineage: Eukaryota; Metazoa; Arthropoda; Insecta; Hymenoptera; Formicidae
Product: glutamyl aminopeptidase-like
Exons: 12
Coding region: 84-2825 (913 amino acids)
Biological process (GO): peptide catabolic process; proteolysis
Cellular component (GO): cytoplasm
Molecular function (GO): peptide binding; zinc ion binding; metalloaminopeptidase activity
Source: RefSeq, a predicted model, not a curated record